Caenorhabditis briggsae is the source of this 972-nucleotide messenger RNA. The transcript has 2 exons. The record is from RefSeq and is a predicted model, not a curated record. The coding region runs from base 1 to 972 and encodes 323 amino acids. Lineage: Eukaryota; Metazoa; Nematoda; Chromadorea; Rhabditida; Rhabditidae. Gene Ontology annotation, molecular function: nucleic acid binding.
AUGACAGCGGCAAGUCCUCAUCGUACUCUGAUCGUCGACUUUUACAAGCGAGGUUUAAGCACAGGAGACAUUUCUAAACGACUCGGAGUGCACCGAAACACGGUUUUCGCGACCAUCCGUCGUUUCAACCAGCUUGGCCACCUCAAGGACCGUACGGGAAGAGGAAGACCGAGGACUGUAAGAACUCCAGCGAAAGUCAAGGCCGUCCGGGAGAAAGUCAGGCGAAAUGCUCGUCGUUCCAUGAAAAAGAUGUCAGAUGACAUGGAUAUCUCCUAUACAUCAAUGAGGAGAAUUGUCAGAAAAGAGCUGAAGAUGACCUCUUAUCGAGCAACAAAAGCUGCUAUUCUAUCCCAAGCCAAUAAGGAGAAACGGCUCAUCAAAGCGAAGCGCCUUCUCGCUGGCACGCGCAAAAAGGAUCGUCUUAUCACCAUCUUCUCGGACGAGAAACUCUUCAGGGUCGAGGCUGAAUUUAAUAGCCAAAACCACCGAGUGCUGGCCACAAAUAUUCAACAAGCAGCUGAGCGUGGUAAAACAAUCCAUCGAGCCUCUCAUCCUGCGAGCAUCAUGGUUUUCGGAGCGGCUUGCUAUGAUGGGAAGAGAUUCUGGAGAAGCAUGUGCUACCGUGGGCUCAAAACCACUUCUGUCAGAAGAAAUACAUCUUCCAACAAGAUGGAGCGCCUGCUCAUACCGCAAAAAUGGCUCAACAGUGGUGCAAGGACCACUUAUCCCGCCUUCAUACCAAAAGACAAAUGGCCGGCUUACUCGCCUGAUCUGAACCCGCUCGACUACUUCGUAUGGGGAGAUCUGCCUAAUAAGGUCUGCGCAAGACCUAAUGCAAAUAUCGAGGCCCUGAAGAAGUCGUUGUCUGAGGAAUGGGACAAAUUAUCCGUCGAAUACCUGCGUGCCACCAUUGAUGCCUUCCCUCGACGACUUCGUGCCGUGGUCGCUGCCAAAGGAGGUAGAAUCGAAUAA